Molecule: messenger RNA, 3309 nt
Organism: Gallus gallus (chicken)
Lineage: Eukaryota; Metazoa; Chordata; Aves; Galliformes; Phasianidae
Gene: SLBPL
Product: stem-loop binding protein-like
Exons: 13
Coding region: 1-1284 (427 amino acids)
Biological process (GO): mRNA 3'-end processing by stem-loop binding and cleavage; mRNA transport
Cellular component (GO): cytoplasm; histone pre-mRNA 3'end processing complex
Molecular function (GO): histone pre-mRNA stem-loop binding; mRNA binding
Source: RefSeq, a predicted model, not a curated record
AUGUUUACUUAUGGUACCAACCCGCGGUUCCCAAGUCUGAGGGAAACACCGCCCCGCGCAUGCGCGCUGCUUCGAGGGGUGGAGCCGCGCUCGCGCACUGCGCCGGGCCUGCAGCCAUGUUCCGCGGCGGCGGCGGCGGCGGUCGACCCAGCCAUGUUCGGCGCGCAGCAGGGCCGUACCGGCGGCGGGGAGCCGGGAGGGCUGCGCAGUUCUGCGCAGCAUCCACAGUGUUGGCACCAAGAGCAGAAAUGUAGGAGCUGGAAUGAUUCAGGUUCUUUGGCGUUUGACAAAUACCAAUAUGGCCAUUUAGACCACUGGCUGGAGAGCUCUAUAGCAGCAGGAGAUUCUAGGCCUCUUUCUAGUUGCCCCAGCUGGGAAGGUGGAACUGAAGAAGGGAAAGCAAUGAGGACAUCUAAUAAAAAAAUGACAAACUGUGUUUCAAAUGAUUCUGCUACCCCAUCUGAAAGGGAAACAGAUGAAGUGGUUCUGAGGAGAAGACAGAAACAGAUCAAUUUUGGGAAGAACACACUUGCUUAUGACAGAUAUAUUAAAGAGGUUCCUAAGAAUCAACGAAUACCAGGAGUUCAUCCUAGAACACCAAACAAAUUUAAGAAAUACAGCCGUAGAUCGUGGGACCAGCAAAUCAGGCUGUGGAAGAUAGCACUGCAUGCAUGGGAUCCUCCUACUGAGGAAACAUGGGAUCUGCAGCCAGUGAGUACAGAACCCUCAGGCAGUUCCCAAGAAUGGUUCUACAAAGAUCAUGAUGAUUCUGGUUCCGCUAUAUUUGAUGAAAAGCAGUACAGAAUUAAGUGUGCAGAUCAAUGCAGCCAGACAGACUAUACGUCAGAGAGUCCCUGUUCUCCUGAUUCUUCACCAGUAUGGAAACGCAGAAAACGAAACAAUCCUGACUCCUCUGUGGUUUCAAAGGGCAAAACCCAUUAUGUGCAUAUGUACCAUGCACUGGAAAGUCUUACAGAAUCAGGACAUCAGGAAGCUUUUACUAAAUGUUCAGAAUGGGAAAAAUUUGGUGAAAAUGAUGAAGUAAUGACAGUACAACACAACAUAGAAAGAAAAAGUGACCCCAUUCCCACCAGUUGUUCUUCAGGAUGGAACAAUCAGAACAACACGAGCAUCUUUCUGCCUGAUAGCAAAACUUGCAGAGACUCAGACUGCCAGCUGGAGAGGCUUAAGCUUUGUAGCAGUUUAUUCAAAGGACAUCGGUCAGAGUACCCUGAAAGGGGAUGGGGAAGUACUGAAGACAGAAUAUUGAGGAAAAAAAUUUAAAUACCAUGUCUGUCUUUGUAUAUAGAAAUAUCAAAGAAGGACUUUCUCCUGCAACAGAAAAUGAUUUGAAGAAUAGGAUAUAGUCUGAAAUCAGCAGAUCAAACCUUGGACGACUGGUGCAGUCUCCUAAGUUCUGCACUGAAAGAGGAAGAGGUUUACAGUCAGCAUUUGUGCAGUCAACACAAGGUGAAACAUGCAGGCAUCUCCAGAUCUUUAAGGAUAGACUGUCUUCUGCAAGCUCUGCCUUGAGUGUAAAACCUCUGAUUUUAUUCAGAUCUUCCUAAGAUGAUGGAUGUUCUUUAAAGCUUUUGUGAGGACACUUCUACUUCACCUAUGUUGACAGAUGACGUGCAUUAUAAAGGCUCCUUCUGUUAAUGGGUCUUGCUGUUGCCAUUUGGGGAUCAUGCUGCUUAAAGCAAACUAACAUUCUGCUGGUGAAUUGGUCCAAUGUUGGUCAGAGUGAAGAAUGCCACCUGCUGAAUCAAGGAGUUAAACCUUGUUUUCUCUACUGGACCAGGAUUGUGUAUCCAGGCUGGAGAACUGCUUCAAAAGAAUGUAGAUAAUUCCAGUUUUGUCUUCAGUUGCUAAAAGCAAAUUGCUCUUAGCUUUUCGUGAUCAUCUUUUUGGCUUAUUUUCCGUUCUCUGAGAUAAAUAUAUAUUAAGCUAACAUCUGCCUAAGUGGGAAGGGAGAGAUUAUCAGAAUCAGCACCUUCUCUUUGAGGGGAUGAGACUAUAUAAACAGCCACGUGAUCUGAAUUCCUGGAUUUCACUUCGAUGUAUAUUGCAGUGUGACUGAAGAGCCAGUACUGCUGAAAGGAUAAGAUGAUGAGGUCAGUGGCUACUCUUGUUACAGGAAUUGAAUGAGAAUCAGCAGUAUUUGCAGGUUUGGAGCUGCUUGGGCAUGGGCUGUCCUGGAUAAACUGUGAUAAUGUUGACUUUCCCUUGUUUUACUUUUCUAGUGCUGUGCUCCAAACAUUAAAGUGAGGGUUGUGACUCCAAUGGAGUUUAGAUGAUAACUAUGUGUCAGGUAAAAUAUAUUUUCUUUACAGAGUUUGUAUCGUGCUACUUAAGUCACAUACAUUUGUUAGAGCUGUUAAUUGUCUUUGUGCAGUGGUUCAGCUCUGCCAUUGUUAGAUGGCUCUUCAUAAGGCCACUGCAGGAACUGUGGCCUUGAGAUGAUGCACAGUGACCCUGAGGGACUGGCAGCGUACUCACGGGGCCAGGCACCCACUGUUCUGCUGAAGCAGGAGCCUGCUUGCUUGGAAAUUACUUCUAGUCCCUUCCAAAGCAUUACUUCAAGUUGUUGCUUAGAUUUCUUUCAAGUGAGUUUUGUAGAACUUCUCUGCUAGUUUGAGAUUUUCAGAUACACUUCUCAUUUAUCCAAGGCAUCAGGAAAACUUGACUGUAUACAGCAUUACUGCAGUGAACUGGAGCAUUAGUUUGCCUUCACCAAAGCCUGUCAAGCUUAUAGAAGUUUUGCUACAGUGAUUGUGUAUAGUAAGUUUGCUAGUUUCCAAUGAAGAAAAGACUCAAUAUGUAGGGGGAUGUGUGCUGCCGCUUUAACAGGAGUAUAUUAGGAUUGGUGGCAGCUGCUGCUCAGUACUAAGAAUGUCCUUCUGGCUGUAUGCUUGCCCAGACAUAGGAAGAGGGUGAGGCCUCUUGUCCACUUGUACUUAAAAGUCAAAUUAGCCAACCUCCCACCAUUGCGGAGUGAAAGGAGGCUGCCUGCAGGUUGGUGAGGCUUGUUCUCUACAUUUCCUGCAGCAUCUGGGACUCAUUCAUCUGUGCUUAUGCAUAAGGUUCAGUGGAGUCUCAGUGUGAGGUAGCUCAGUCACGUACCACAGCAUGGUGUGUGUAUACAGGGAACAAAUCUGUACAGCACCUUCUGAAGUACUGUUCAAGAGUGAUGGUGUUCCAGUGUGCAUGCUUCCAUGUGUUUUAUGAUGAUUGUAAAUAUGAGAGUGAUAUUUGUUUUUUGGCAUAUUGUCUUUAUGCAGAGAAAUUAAAGUCUUUAACCUUUAAAAA